Messenger RNA from Prosopis cineraria, 1155 nucleotides. RefSeq lists its product as uncharacterized. Gene Ontology annotation, molecular function: protein binding. Bases 97 to 771 code for a protein of 224 amino acids. The transcript is spliced from 3 exons. Lineage: Eukaryota; Viridiplantae; Streptophyta; Magnoliopsida; Fabales; Fabaceae. The record is from RefSeq and is a predicted model, not a curated record.
CACCUAGCCAAAGCCUCAUCUCUGGGAACUUAAAUUUUGGCUGCAAAGUGAAUCCUCUUAGUUUUUGGUUCCCAUUUCCAAACACACAACCUGACUAUGGGCGCGUCCUGCAAAGCGCCACACAUUACUUAUCUUCCCUCUCCUCUCCUUCGACGAAACCCCAAAUUCAUGAUUCAGAAUUGCCAUAGUCCCAAUUCUAGACGCCAAUUCCCCAACAGACGUUUGCUUCUCUUCUCUCUUCCACUCUCUGGUUUCCUUCUACUUCCUCAUAAAUUUCAGUCUGGGCCUUCCUAUGCUGCCGAUCAAUAUGACCCUGUCACUCCGAUUGAACGGGAUGCGAGUGCUGUAAUCUCACAGAGAGUUUCAGAAGCUGUGGAGCUGUUGGAGAAGGGAAGGGAAUUGCAGGCUCAGGGUGACUUUAAUGGCGCUCUUUCCUACUUCUCUAAGGUUAUUGAAAACUACAAAGACUUUGCAUUGUCAGACUAUGCCAGGGUAGGAAGAGCACUUGUGCUGUAUGAGGUUGGUGACAGAGAAGAAGCAAUAGCAGAGAUGGAAGAUGUUUCAAUAUCUCUAAAAGGCUAUCCAGAAGUUCAUGCAGCUCUUGCUGCAGUCUUGUACACAGAUAAGCAUGCCCCUUUACUUGCUGAAAACCAGUUCACCAUUGCUACCCUGCUUGAUCCACAUUUUUCAGACCUCUCGUAUGUCAGAGACAAAAAGCACUGGCCACCAAGUUUGGUCAGUUCUCUGCAGCACUUCAUUACACUAUCCUAGGAUUCCCUAUUUUAUUUAUGAAAGAAUUCGAAAUAGAUUCUGUUCACAAAAAAUAGAUAGAUUAAAUCAACCAUGAGAUGAAAGGACACAGGUAGGUUAAUCGAUGACUAUUUUGUCUUUUAUGAACGGAGUCUAUAUAUACACAAAGACUUUGUUGGAUGUUUACGUGUUCAUCAACUCAUACUUAGCAGUGCCAGCUAAAUCAAGGCGUUUAUAGAAGCUACAGCCUGCAAGCCAACAUGUUCACAUGUAAAUCAACAAUUUUCCCCUGUUUACGUACUGACGUGUAAUUCAUUAACUUCCAUACAUAUUCUGCUGUAAGUUAAAUUAACCAAAGGAACAUAUUUGAAAGAAGUUUUUAUAUGUCGCCUUUUGUUUUUGGAA